Molecule: messenger RNA, 1183 nt
Organism: Oryza sativa Japonica Group (Japanese rice)
Lineage: Eukaryota; Viridiplantae; Streptophyta; Magnoliopsida; Poales; Poaceae
Source: RefSeq, a predicted model, not a curated record
CCUGCCUUCUGAGUUUGGCCAUUAGCAGCACAUUCACCGGCAGCACACGCGCGCACACAUGGCCGGCUCGUCAGCCGCAACGUCGUGUGCUCGGUUCCUGGCAUUGCUGGCGACAUGCCUCCUCUGGAACGAGGCCGCAUCGUUCACGGCGUCCGGCUGGAACAAGGCGUUCGCCACCUUCUACGGCGGCAGUGACGCUUCAGGAACGAUGGGUGGGGCGUGUGGGUACGGGGACCUGUACUCGACGGGGUACGGGACGAACACGGCGGCGCUGAGCACGGUGCUGUUCAACGACGGGGCGUCGUGCGGGCAGUGCUACCGGAUCAUGUGCGACUACCAGGCGGACAGGCGGUUCUGCAUCUCCGGCACGUCGGUGACCAUCACGGCGACCAACCUCUGCCCGCCGAACUACGCGCUCCCCAACGACGCCGGCGGGUGGUGCAACCCGCCGCGGCAGCACUUCGACAUGGCCGAACCGGCGUGGCUCAAGAUCGGCGUCUACGUCGGCGGCAUCGUGCCGGUGAUGUACCAGCGGGUGCCGUGCGCCAAGCAGGGCGGGGUGAGGUUCACCAUCAACGGCAGGGACUACUUCGAGCUGGUGCUCGUCUCCAACGUCGGCGGCGUCGGCUCCAUCCAGUCGGUGUCGAUCAAGGGGUCGAGGACCGGGUGGAUGGCCAUGUCCAGGAAUUGGGGCGUCAACUGGCAGUCCAACGCCUACCUCGACGGCCAGAGCCUGUCGUUCAAGGUCACCAGCAGCGACGGCCAGACGCUCACCUUCCUCGACGUCGCCCCGGCGGGCUGGACGUUCGGCCAGACCUUCUCGACCUCACAGCAGUUCUCUUAAGUAAUUAAAUAUUAAUGAGUUAUUACUGGUCCAUUCAUAUAUGUGUUUAAUUCCGAGCGUAUAUUAUCAUCGGCGUCGGCGUGUAAAGACUAAAGAUAUAUUACUAGUAGCUGUUUGGGUUGCCCACAAGUUUGGAGCAUGCGCGCACAAGUGUUUGGUGUGGCGAGCUAUAUAUAUGAUUUGCAAGCUAAGGACACCUGCUUUUUUCAAUGCGAAUUAAAACGGUAUAUAUAUGUACAGUUUGCGAGGUGCUUGCCAAUCGAUGAUCGGCAUGCUUUACUGUAACGACCACACAAGGAGUUUUCACUUUCCUGAACUAUUACUGUCCAUAGUUUCGUC